AUGCUUCUGCUGCGCGCAGCGAGUCAGGUGUGCUACGACCUGGGCUGCUUCACGGACGACUUCCCCUACUCGGGCUACAGAGAGAGGCCCAUCAAGCAGCUCCCCGAUAGCCCCGAAAAGAUCAACACUCGCUUCCUCCUCUUCACCAGAGCCAACCCCAACACCUGGCAGGAACUGAAAUCCCGCGAUCCGUCCACCAUCGGCGCCUCCAACUUCGGCAGCGGCAAGAGGACGGCGUUCGUGGUGCACGGGUUCACCGACCAUGGCGAGGAGGAUUGGGUGCAGGACAUGUGCAAGGCCAUCGUGGGGGUGGACGACGUGAACUGCGUGGCCGUGGACUGGAAGGGCGGCUCGCGCACCCUCUACACCAAGGCGGCCAACAACAUCCGCGUGGUCGGAGCCGAGAUAGCCAAGCUCGUCAACACCAUGGAGGUUCAGUACGGGGCGCGCCAGGAGGACGUGCACAUCAUCGGACACAGCCUGGGGGCGCACGCGGCCGCCGAGGCCGGCCAACGCCUGCCCCGGCUCGGGAGAAUCACCGGCCUGGACCCGUCCGAGCCGUACUUCCAGAACUGCGACGUCGCCGUCCGCCUCGACCCCUCCGACGCCGCCUUCGUGGACGCCAUCCACACGGACGCCGCUCCGAUGAUCCCCAACAUGGGGAUGGGCAUGAAGCAGCCGGUUGGGCAUCUGGAUUUUUAUCCCAACGGAGGAGAGGAGAUGCCCGGCUGUGACAAGAACAUCAUCUCCACCAUCAUCGACAUCAACGGCAUCUGGGAAGGAACCAGAAACUUUGUUGCGUGCAACCACCUCCGUGCCUACAAGUACUUCACGGAGUCGCUGACGAACGAGGACGGCUUCGUCGGAUUCCCCUGCAGCGACUACGACGCCUUCGACAAGGGGCAGUGCUCCACGUGUCCAAGCGGAGGAUGCCCCCGCAUGGGUUACUUCGCAUCCAAAAGCUCCGUGGCCGCCGGGACCAUAAACAACAUCUACUACCUCAACACCGGAGCGGAGCAGGACUUCUCCCGCUGGCGCUACGAGGCGACUCUGACGCUGUCUGGCACCAAAUCGGUCAGAGGGAUCUUUAAGAUCGCUCUGUACGGGCCCAACGGGAACACUCACCAGCACCAGCUGACCUCGGCGACGUGGCUGAAGCCCGGCAAGACGUACACGUACCCCCUGGACAGCGAGGCCAUGGUGGGCGAGGUCACCAAGGUGAAGUUCCUGUGGGAUGACAACGUCAUCCACCUCGUCCGCCCCAAGCUGGGGGUGACCCGCCUCGAGCUCAAGUCGCCGUUCGAUCAACAAACGUGAGCAGCACUGACAACAGUCGGUUACCUCCACAUUGCGCUCGUAAAAACUACGUCACAAAGAAAACACGAAGGGAUCUCUAUUUUUGUUUA
Messenger RNA from Petromyzon marinus (sea lamprey), 1406 nucleotides. The record is from RefSeq and is a predicted model, not a curated record. Lineage: Eukaryota; Metazoa; Chordata; Hyperoartia; Petromyzontiformes; Petromyzontidae.